AUGUCUCCUACAACUACAGCCUUCUCCUCGCCAUCGCCAAGCCCUGCAGAAAGGUGGAAUCAUCCCAAUAAAAACAGUAGUGAGGACGAUGUGAACAAACCGGUUCCUGGAUGGCCUUCCUUGGCCAAAACUGUAGCCGACACCCGUGGGUUUGCAGCGUUUCCAUCUUUCACAGAUCUCAACGUGAAGUCUCUUCUCUACUAUCAAGCCCAACUUAUCAGACUGAGAAAAGAACUGCAUAAGACUGAAUUUGAAGACUAUUUCCAUGGUGCAGACCCAGAACGCAACUUUGCAGACGACUUGGACUGGAUGUUCGAUGUCGACGACUCGAGGCAAAGUGGCCCAGAACAAAAGAACUCUGAGCAGACAGAGUCAGAAGAAAAGGGCUCAGGACAAGAUGACUCGGAGCAACAGGACUCGGAUGAAGAGGACUCGCAGCACAGGAGCUUAGAGCAAUUGAGAAUCCUCGAAAAAAUUCGGACUAUUCUGGAUAAAUACAAUAAUGCACUGAUCCAAUUCUCGCAGGUGUCAGCAUUCCCGGACGCCGACAGUUCCAAUGUCGAUUGUCUAAGAAAGUUUGCAAGAAAAGUAUGCGACCCAACAGCUAUCAUUGGAACAGGUUCCCAGACCUGGGGCACACUUCGCGCAGAGAAAGGCACGAGUGGAACGCGGGAGACUUUCUGGCCACUCUUUUGGGGACUUUUUGUGGGUUUUUUCAAGACUCAAGAAGUGAAGCGCGACCCUGUUAAGAAUGAAUUUCAAGAGCAUUUGAUAGUGCCUCGCGUGGGAAGCAAGCCCGAUGGUUUAACGACGUGGGUCACAUACAGCUUCAUCCCCCUGUUCCACCACGUGUGGCAAGGAUGGGGAUCGCCUACUUGGGCUGGGCUUUGGACGAGAGUGACAGGUCCAUUUUCUUCAUGCCACCUUCCAAAGUGCUGGCAAGACGCAAGUCCACCUACUGACAUUGCGGCAUCGAGAGGCGAAACAGAACCCAAAGACGAGAAGAAUCUCGCCGGCGUCACCGCCUACUCGAAAAGCUGGAUUUUCCGCGUUACGUCCAUACUAACAACCAUCGUGGCUUGUCUGCUACCUGUCAUCGCCAUCGUCGUUCUCUCUAGGGUCCACUCAAUGGGAAUGAUACUCGGACUCAUUGCUCUGUUCAACAGCAUCUUCGCUUUUGGUCUUGUUCUCAUCUCAACGGGAAGUUCACGGGUCGAUAUCUUUACUGCUACUGCUGCGUUCUCGGCGGUGAUGGUGGUAUUUGUCCAGAACAAGAUCGGUCAAAAUUAA
Mollisia scopiformis is the source of this 1290-nucleotide messenger RNA. RefSeq lists its product as uncharacterized. The transcript is spliced from 3 exons. NCBI's taxonomy places the organism in Eukaryota, Fungi, Ascomycota, Leotiomycetes, Helotiales, Mollisiaceae. The coding region runs from base 1 to 1290 and encodes 429 amino acids. The record is from RefSeq and is a predicted model, not a curated record.